Messenger RNA from Lobosporangium transversale, 237 nucleotides. RefSeq lists its product as hypothetical. The transcript has a single exon. NCBI's taxonomy places the organism in Eukaryota, Fungi, Mortierellomycota, Mortierellomycetes, Mortierellales, Mortierellaceae. The record is from RefSeq and is a predicted model, not a curated record. The coding region runs from base 9 to 173 and encodes 54 amino acids.
CAUUGUAGAUGCGAACUGGCUUGCGAGAAGAAUCUGUAAUCCUAUUGUCUCUUCCUUCACACAGACCGUGGUGUCAACAUUUUCCAGAUCAAGCCAGGACUGGGAUGCUCAUAUGUCUUGCUCAUUGUAGCAGUUCUAGGAUCUGCAUGACUUCUUCAGAUCUGGUUAAGUAGUUUUUACCAUGAAAGGCUUUACAAAAGGCUAUAAGGCUCAUCAGAACUCCACAACGUCUAACUG